Molecule: messenger RNA, 1758 nt
Organism: Fonsecaea multimorphosa CBS 102226
Lineage: Eukaryota; Fungi; Ascomycota; Eurotiomycetes; Chaetothyriales; Herpotrichiellaceae
Exons: 2
Coding region: 1-1758 (585 amino acids)
Biological process (GO): DNA-templated transcription; positive regulation of transcription from RNA polymerase II promoter by galactose
Cellular component (GO): nucleus
Molecular function (GO): DNA-binding transcription factor activity, RNA polymerase II-specific; zinc ion binding; RNA polymerase II cis-regulatory region sequence-specific DNA binding
Source: RefSeq, a predicted model, not a curated record
AUGCCGACUGCGCGCAAUGAGCCAACCACAUUGCUCCCACCUUCAAGUUACAGAAAUGAACGAGGUACCAGGGCCCGGCGUCCUUCAUUCCUCAGCGCUGCGCCGGCUGCGUCCUCUGGCAGCCACCCACCAACCGUAGUGGCUGACGCGGACGUGUCUAUGGGCGGAGUCUCAUUCACUCAGCUAAUACUGAACGCCCUUCAUGGUCAUGAAAGCAUCAAGGCCUACUCAAGGACCAUCGAUAACGAUGUCCGGGAGCAGGAGGCCCGUCUCACACAGGAAGAUUUGUACACCCUACCGGCAAAUGCGGGUGAGCUGCUCGGCCAGUUCUUCACGCUUCGCCACCCGCUGUCGCCCGUCUUCCAUGCACCUAGCAUUCGACCGCUCUUUGACGCGGCCCUCCACUGUCCACCGGAACAGCGUUCUCAUCACAAGUCCAUAUUCGUCCUUCUGAACAUGAUCUUCGCCAUAUGCACUUCACACUGGGUUAUCGAUCCCCAAGGCAACCCUCGAGCUGCACGAAGACACUAUGACAUCGCCAUCUCACUUAUACAGCCUGAUCUGCUUCGAGAUUGGAGGCUGGAACACGUCCAAGCUCUCUUGAUCGGCGCAAGAUAUCUCCAGGGCUCAAGCUGUGCCAAUGAAUGCUGGAACAUCCUUGGCCUGGCUAUCCGAAUCGCAUAUGGCCUCGGCCUCCAUAAAGACCCACCAGACACGGACCCUCACCCACUAAGAGAGACGAAGAGAAGAGUGUGGUACGCGGCCUACACUUUGGACGUGCUUCUAAGCAUGAUUUAUGAUCGCCCAUCCAUGAUCCGUUCGGAUGAAUGCUCUGUCGGUCUGCCAGCUGAUUUGGACGACGAAUAUAUUCAGAGUGCUCCGAUGCCGAGACCCCCUUCGUCCAUGUCAUUUUCUAUUGAGGUCAUCAAACUAUACCGGAUCAUCGAAGCCUUCAAGUCAAAGCUGAAUAGCGGCGUUGAUAGUGGCAGGAAGGUCGUAGAGUUGGUCAUGCCACUCGAUGAACAACACCGGAAAUGGUAUCGGUCCCUACCCUCUCACCUGAUCCUCGACUACAAGGCGCCCAAGGAACAACCUUGGAUUCUAGCCUUGCGUGGGAAUAUGGUCAAGAUCCUGAUCCACAGGCAAUCUCUCAUGGUGUCCUUACGCGGUCUUUCGGGAGAACAGGACGUGGAAAAUUCGGUCGUCACUCAUGCUUUGCAAUCUAGCCGCGAUAUCUGCAUAAACGCCGCGAUGGAAAGCAUCGACAUGGUUGCAUUGAGGCAUGAACAUACCAAAAAUACAAUGGGGUUAAAUUGGUUCAACAUCUACUACUUGUUCAAUGCUGUCAUCGUUCUAGUCUCCCACGUUAUCGAACCAGCACACAACAACGACCGAGCAGCUCUCACCAAAGUCGACACGGCCCUGCGUAUGAUCCAAGCCAUGUCGCAUGACCACGCUUUCGCCCAGCGCGCAUACACGUUCCUCCAGCAGCUUCUCGGCUACAUGCAUCCUAGCGUGACAGCAGCAGCCCAGCGGAACCAGAACCAAGAUGAGACUUCUUUCUCAAGCCGUCCUCCCCUGCACACUGAACAAACUGCUGGGCAGUUGCCCACUGACCUGCAGCACAACGGGGCCGACUCGAUUCCAAGCCUGCACACGCUGUACGGAUUCACGCAGGACCUGACCGACAACCUGGUGAAUUACCUGGAGAACUUGGAUAAUUCCGGGUUCGCUGACGAACCGUGGGUCUUCCAGUGA